This is a messenger RNA of Siniperca chuatsi (mandarin fish), 2932 nucleotides long. It is a transcript of the gene mthfr, whose product is annotated as methylenetetrahydrofolate reductase (NAD(P)H). Gene Ontology annotation, molecular function: FAD binding; methylenetetrahydrofolate reductase [NAD(P)H] activity. NCBI's taxonomy places the organism in Eukaryota, Metazoa, Chordata, Actinopteri, Centrarchiformes, Sinipercidae. The transcript is spliced from 12 exons. Bases 328 to 2313 code for a protein of 661 amino acids. The record is from RefSeq and is a predicted model, not a curated record. Gene Ontology annotation, biological process: tetrahydrofolate interconversion. Gene Ontology annotation, cellular component: cytosol.
UCCGGUGUAAACACGACGUACCCGGGUUUAGCUCGAAGCGCUGGAACUUAGUUGCUUCUGUAACGUUAGUUUCUCCUUUAAUUAACUAGCCAGUGGGCUAACGUCGCUCGUGAGGCACGUAGCUAGCUCAGCGCAGCUAGCAGGCUAUAAAUAGAUGUUUGCUACUAUUUUACCUUCCGCGUGCAUGUGCGCGCACACGAGCGAUAUACCUGGGUAUAAAGCGAGCGGCUCGUGCCAGUGUUAUCACCUACAUCUACUGCAGAGCAGCCGGGUUACAGUUCAUCAGGUAUGGGCACUGCUGUGGGCUCCUAAUUAUAAUCUGCCAUCAUGGUGAACCAGGUUCAGCGAGGGGACGGUAGCUGGCAGUCCCGCAAGAGCGACUCCAGCGGGGCCAGCAACAGCGGCGGGGAGAGCUCCAAGGAGAGCUCCCGGUGCUCCACGCCGGUGCUGGACGCAGACCGGUCGGACAGGCUGCGGGAGAAGAUGCGGAGGAGGACGGAGUCCGGGGACCGCUGGUUCUCGCUGGAAUUCUUUCCUCCCCGCACGGCCGGUGGAGCUGUCAACCUCAUCUCCAGAUUUGACCGUAUGGGCGCCGGAGGGCCCCUGUUCAUCGACAUCACCUGGCACCCGGCAGGGGACCCGGGCUCGGACAAGGAAACCUCGUCCAUGAUGAUCGCCAGCACAGCGGUCAACUACUGCGGCCAGGAGAGUAUCCUCCACCUGACCUGCUGCAACCAGACCAAAGAGAAGAUCACCGGCCACCUGGCCAAAGCAAAGCACCUGGGCCUCAAGAACAUCAUGGCGCUAAGAGGAGACCCGGUGGGAGCAGACUGGGAGGAAGAGGAGGGAGGCUUCAACUACGCCGUCGACCUCGUUAAACACAUCCGGUCAGAGUUUGAUGACUACUUUGACAUCUGUGUCGCAGGUUACCCCACAGGCCAUCCUGAGGCAGAGAGCUACGAGGAGGAUCUCCGACACCUGAAGGAGAAGGUGGAUGCUGGAGCAGACUUUGUCAUCACCCAGCUGUUCUUCAGGGCAGACACGUUCCUCAAGUUCCUGGAUGACUGCAGGGAAGUUGGCAUCACGUGUCCCAUCCUACCUGGAAUCUUCCCCAUUCAGGGGUACCAGUCUCUGCGUCAGCUCGUCAAGCUGUCGAAGCUCGAGGUGCCGGAGGAGAUCACCAGAGUCAUCGAGCCCAUCAAAGACAACGACGCUGCUAUCCGUAACUAUGGGAUCCAGCAGGCGGUGGAGAUGUGCCGGGUGCUGCUGGACAGUGGAAAGGUACCAGGCCUCCACUUCUACACGCUGAACCGAGAGGUCGCCACCAUGGAGGUGCUGCGACAGCUGGGCCUGUGGAUCGAAGACCCCAGGCGGCCUCUUCCCUGGGCAGUGAGCGCUCAUCCCAAACGCAAGGUGGAAGAUGUUCGACCCAUCUUCUGGGCCUCCAGGCCCAAGAGCUACAUCUACAGGACCCAGGACUGGGACGAGUUCCCCAACGGCAGAUGGGGAAACUCGUCAUCUCCAGCUUUUGGCGAGUUAAACGACUACUACCUGUUCUACUUGAAGAGCAAGUCCUCCAAAGAUGCACUGCUGCAGAUGUGGGGGGAGGAGCUGAUGAACGAAGAGAGCGUCUACGAGGUCUUCACCUGCUACAUCACAGCUCAACCCAACCUCGGUGGACACAAGGUCAUGUGUUUGCCAUGGAACGACGAGCCUCUGGCCCCAGAGACCAACCUGCUGAAGGACGAGCUGGAGAAGGUGAACAGGCGAGGAGUCCUCACCAUCAACUCCCAGCCCAACAUCAACGGCAAACCCUCCACAGACCCUAUAGUGGGCUGGGGGCCUGCAGGAGGCUACGUCUUCCAGAAGGCCUAUCUGGAGUUCUUCACCUCCAGUGAAAAUGUGACCGCUCUCCUCAAAGUGCUGAAGAAGUAUGAGCCGCGUGUCAACUACCACAUUGUUAAUGUGCAUGGCCGGAACCUGACCAACGCCCCCGACAUGCAGCCCAACGCGGUGACGUGGGGGAUCUUUCCUGGCAGGGAGAUUGUUCAGCCGACUGUAGUGGACCCAGUCAGCUUCAUGUACUGGAAGGACGAGGCCUUUGCCUUGUGGAUCGAGCAGUGGGCCAAACUCUAUGAAGACGAGUCCCCUUCACGGAUGAUCAUCAAGUAUAUCCACGACAACUACUUCCUGGUCAAUCUGGUGGACAACGACUUCCCCCUGGACAGCUGUCUGUGGCAGGUCAUCGACGACAUGUUUGAGCUGCUCGACGCUCCUCCAGAGCCGCUGCACGACGGAGCGCUCUCUGAAUAAAGUCUGUCUUUUUUUAGAGAGACUCAGAACACUAUGGGACUGUGGGUAUUUUAUGCAUUGUCUAAAAAAGCUGCUAUUUACAAUACAGAGCUUGAGUAAGAAGUGUACUUCAUAGUGUUUUUUAUGAACGUUUUUUAACUUUUGAGUGAAUAGGAAACGAAGCUCUGGCCUGGAUAACAGGUUCACGCUAAACAUCGGAGUAUUUCCGAGCUCCGCGAUGAGCAGCUUCGUCCUCGGCACUGCCAGCUGAUCAGCUGUUAACGAGUUCUCACUGAAAAACAACAAAUAGGAAGAAGACACUCGAAAUGAAUCGUGAACAUGCUUUAUACUUUUUUAUAGUGUUUUUCAGCAAAUGUGUUUAUUUUCAUGGAACAAAAAAUAAUGAAUGCUAUUUUUGAAUUAGAUUUUGUAAUGAUUUUUAGUGUGUGUGUGUGUGUUACAGGAGAUGUGUAUGGGUGAAACUCCUUUUUAAUCUCACUGUGAUGAGUCAGUCCGACAGAUGUGUGAGCUGCUGACUCUCAGUUACACUGUCCACCUGCUGCCUUUACAUGUUUUAAAUGUACGUCGUAUUUAUUUGUGUUGCCGGUUUCAUAAGCUCAUUAAAUAUCGUGUGACCUGG